AUGAAGCGGUCUGUCAAGAACGCCGAGCAUGUUGGUCUAUUCACUCCCACGGCUGGUCAACACUUCCGUGAGGAAGUUGUUCACGAUCGGGUGGCCCUCAUCCAAAACUCAAAGGGGGUGCGACCCGACAACCAGUCGAAAAUGAAGCGUUCUGUCGAGAACGCCGAACAUGUUGGUCUAUUCACAUUGGUUUCAUCAGCAGCUUAUGGGCUUUUGAUCGAACCAGUUUCCAUUCGCAUCUGGGACUUACGCCUCGGAAAUCACCAAACAAUAGCAUCUUCUCUACUCAACUGA
This is a messenger RNA of Fusarium poae, 294 nucleotides long. RefSeq lists its product as uncharacterized. Lineage: Eukaryota; Fungi; Ascomycota; Sordariomycetes; Hypocreales; Nectriaceae. Bases 1 to 294 code for a protein of 97 amino acids. The record is from RefSeq and is a predicted model, not a curated record. The transcript is spliced from 3 exons.